Molecule: messenger RNA, 270 nt
Organism: Adineta steineri
Lineage: Eukaryota; Metazoa; Rotifera; Eurotatoria; Adinetida; Adinetidae
Source: the annotation of a GenBank genome assembly
AUGAGCGAUCAUGUUCCUCGAAAAACAGGUGGUAGUGACAAGCCACAUCAACAUUUUAUACAAUGCAAAAGCAAAGCAGAUGCUGAAGAACGAGCUCGAAGUAGCAGUCGUGGACGAACGCCUAUUCAUCAUACUGCUCAUGAAGCAGGGCAGAAGAAUCAUUAUCAUCCAGCCGGCAAAGAUGGUGAAAAGUACCCAGACGGAAGUCAUUAUGAAUAUGGAAAGCCGAAGCAAGUAAACGACAAGGAAAAGAAACAACAAAAGAAAUGA